AUGCAGAUACCAUGGGGUCUGGGGGAUGCACAGCAAUGCAAGGACAUGACGUGGUACCUCGACCAAGUGAUUCACUCCGCGUCAAACGCAUUGGCCGGCGAGUGCAGGCAAGCAAGCAUGGGGCUUGCAAAAGCUAAACUGUUCUCUUCAUCAACCGUCAAACAAACACGGCUGUGCCUUGAGCUCAUAAUAAGAGCCGAGCCCUGGGCUGAAUCACAUCGGCAAUCUCCUCUCUUCAUUCUUCUCAAGGAAAGACCUCCUCUUGCAUAUCUCUUCCGGGUGUUCGUUGCGUCUAUGGAACGUACACAUCACCCUUGGGCUUGCAUCAGUACGGUCUUUGACCUGCUCUUUGCCUGUCCUCGUCUGGAAACCCGAAUCACUCUGAUUAUCCCACCCAUGCUCGAAGCCUUACAAAUCCAUCCCCAACACAAGAAUACCUGGCUUUGUUCAAAGCUCUCGACUCUCGGAACUUUGUCCCGCAGACCCAUAUCACAUCUUGCAGUAAUGUCAAAAAACGCCGAUUGUGGUGACGAUGGUGAUGAUUACAACUCUAGUUGCUGUAUCGGAUGUUGCCGUGCUGGUGACUUUGGCACACAUGAUGGAUGCGGCCCCUGCUACUGCCGCCGCUCUUUCAAACAGGACCACGACCGUACGAUCUACACUGGCUGGAGUCUGGGCCAGUACUACCCCGGAGAGAAGGGACACGGGGGUCCAUCACCCAUCACUGGGGAGGAUAAACCCAUGUCAUUCGAGAACAGGUUGGGGGGAAUGAAACAGGCAUCUGAACAGCAAGCUCAGAAGUCGGGCGAAAACAAGGAGGUCAUCAAAAACGAAACUGACAAGUCCAUCAAGACUUCGAAGACUUCCCCCAAGAAAAUCAACAAAUAA
Messenger RNA from Fusarium graminearum PH-1, 888 nucleotides. RefSeq lists its product as uncharacterized. NCBI's taxonomy places the organism in Eukaryota, Fungi, Ascomycota, Sordariomycetes, Hypocreales, Nectriaceae. The record is from RefSeq and is a predicted model, not a curated record. The transcript has 2 exons. Bases 1 to 888 code for a protein of 295 amino acids.